AUGUCUCAAACACAUGUCGCCGGUUUUGUGACCACCAAUUUGGACAGCAAGUCUAUCAACGACGGUUUUCUGGCCGCCAUGUCCGUCAUGCUGGCAAAGUUGCUUCACACCGACGUUGAGUUUGUGACCCUUGAACUCCAGCCCAACGUGGCCAUGGUAAAGGCUGCCUCCAGUGCGCCCAUGCUCAACCUGAGGCUGUUCCACAACUCGGACUGCGUCAACAGCGACACCAAACAUGGCUUUGCUCAACAGAUCGCCGCCUGGCUGGCCAAGCAUGUCAAGGUCCCCCAGGACAGGGUUCUGGUUCUGUUUAUCGACACCAGGUGUUGCAGCGUCGGUUAG
Molecule: messenger RNA, 342 nt
Organism: Candidula unifasciata
Lineage: Eukaryota; Metazoa; Mollusca; Gastropoda; Stylommatophora; Geomitridae
Source: the annotation of a GenBank genome assembly